AGGGAAUCACCUUUGUCACUGAAUGUCCCGAAAAUUCCCAAUAAAAUCGUCAUGUCGAAGCGUUUCAAUCGUCUGGAAAUCAACAAAGUCAGUGCCAAGCGCCCUCGGAUCGACGUGCAACAAAAUGACGCAAACAACGAAGUCACAGUCCGAAGUUCCUUCAAAGCUUCCAUCACAACGUCUGCCAGAACCACAAACCCCAUCGUCAAAGUCCCGAGCAUGUCGGCAUUUCCCGAUGACGACGGCGACGACGAUUUAUUGGUCCUGAUCUCGUCGCAGCUCGAACAAAAAGCAAAAGUUGAAACAACCCCCGCCCUGAAUGACAGCUUUAACGCCUUCGCCGUGGGUGUCAGUCAAAAAACUUCGACCCAAAUGUUCGUUCAGGGCACAAAAAACCUCCCGGAGCCCAAAAACGAGUUCAACGCAUGGGACGACGAUGACGACGACUUGCUGCUGUCGCAAUUUAACAUGGAAGAGAACAAAGUCACGCUGGAAAAACAAAAGGAACAAAGUCGAAUGGCAGCAAAAAAGGCACAACCGAGCACCUCAAAGCCCGCUUUUGAGUUCAAAGUGCCGCAAAAAGUCGACGAAAGCGUAAUUUUACCAUCGCAGAUGACAGUUUCCGACGAAGCUCGUUCAAAUUUGGCUCAACGACGUCAACGCGCCAACGAAUUACAGAUAAAAUGUCUCCAAAAGCACUUUGAGGAGCUGAAACAGUCGAAAAAGAAGCUCGAAGAAAAGGAAGCGGAGAGUCAAAAACGCUUAAAUUCCCAAACAACGGAAAUUACCUCCCUAAAAUUCGAAUUGAAGCGCCUGAAGACACUUUUGGAAACAGAAAAACAGGAAAAACUCAAAAAUUCUGAAAAAAUCAACAAGGAAUGGAGCGAACGUCUCACGGAUUUGGAAAAACAACUAAAAAUCCACGAAAUGGAAUUGGCGCGAAAAAAUUCCGAAAUAAUGAACGCUUCAAUGAAGCGUCGAACAUUAAACGGAUCCUCCAAUCAUCACAUCGGCAGUCCAGAAAUGCCUUUGGCGCGUCCCCAAAUCGACGUUUCCGACAUUUUUGCGAUUUGUCAGAAGCUUUGCCGCAUCCCACGAUCCCCGAUGCGCGUCAAUUCCCAAAUUUUCCGCGAAAUGCCCGCUUCGGCACUCGCCAAGAAGGAAAUUUGCAUCAAAGAAUACGAACCGCUGACGAUGGGAUUGGCGAAACUCUUCAUUGCCGACAAAGCUGACACAAAAAUCGCGGAACAAGUCAUUCUGCUAAAAAUCGUCUUGAAACAGCUUUACCGGUACGCUCGUCGCCUGAAAAAGACCCGCAGAGGCGAAUAUUUGAAAGUUCCCGCUGCGGAAAGGACAAAUUUGGUGCGAGCAAUGCAGAAAAAUCGACCUUUGAGGCUUUGUGAGACGCAUUCGGGCCAGCAACCGACAAUUUAUGACGCUGCGGAGAACGUGAGGGAUGAAAAAUGUCUCGUAGCGCGUCGAUGUCUUGCUGUUAUCGCGGAAAUGUGUCGCUUGGAGGUCUUUGUGAGAGUUAUUUUAAAGGCAGAUGUCAAUUUUUUGAAAAAAAUUAUGUUAAUUGUCGAGACUUUUGGCACGGCGAACGAUUAUCCGGAAUAUUCGGCAGUUAUGACAGCCAUGUUGAGCAUCGCCCUGAACAUUUAUCGCAAUACCCGAACACUAAAAUCCCCGGAAACGGAUAAAUUAUUGUUUUUCUUCGUCAAAGCCGUGAUUCAUUGUCGCCUCAUGAGCUUCGAGACGUUGCAUCAAGUCGCCGAGGUGCUGCAAGAAGUCGCGCUGCAACGAGACAAGACGUUUCUUGCCCAUUUUUGUGCCAAAAAUUGUGAUAUGGUUGAACGGAGUAACCUUUCCGCUGGGAUUUUGCGUUUCACGAAGGGUUCGUGUGCCUUGCAAGUCUUCGGAGCGUGUCUCGAGACAAGUAUUCAGUACAAUCGGGCAUUGGAUGCAUCGAAAAUUCACACAAUUGCCGAGACGGCGAUGAAAAUUCAGCGAUUUUUGACGGUAGCGGAGGAUUUGCAAGUGUCGUGGAUGUUCCAACCGCCCUUUGGAGACCCCGCGCCAAUUUGUCCGUGCAUUCCGAAGCUCAUUUGCGGCUUUAUUCAGCUACUUCACACGUGUUUGGCGGCUUUUCAAAGCAAUCCGCAAGUUUUGGACCCGAAAACGAUGAGUUACUUAACGCAGGACGCCGUAAUUUUGCUCGGGCGAACCUUUGAGCAGUACGAAGAGUACCAAAUUGAUAUUUUCACGUAUGGAUGCGGGGCACUACUCACCGUCAAAUCAAGUUUCAAAAACGCCGUGUCGUUAAUUAAUCAAUUUCACGAGAGAUUUGAGUUUGAAACGAUACAUGUUCGAUCCUUGGAAAUCCUGAAUAAUCCGAAAAUUCUCAUGGAUUAUGAGGAAGACGAUGAAGACCAGCCGAUGGAAGAGAGUGACGACUCUGAAUUUGAUAGUUUCAGUGUUGAAGAUGACUACAGGAACAAAUAUUAAAUAUUUAAUUUAUGUUAAUAGAUUUCGAUUAAAAUUUUUCAUUAAAAAUUCAGUUGGUCGAUUUUCUGUCAAAAUGCUUGAAAUUGAUUGACAAGAAGAAAAGUUGA
Culicoides brevitarsis is the source of this 2612-nucleotide messenger RNA. RefSeq lists its product as uncharacterized. The record is from RefSeq and is a predicted model, not a curated record. NCBI's taxonomy places the organism in Eukaryota, Metazoa, Arthropoda, Insecta, Diptera, Ceratopogonidae.